AUGUCUGACCAGGUCCAGGAAGUUCCAGCGGGCGACAAAGUAUCCUGGGUUGCAGAUGGAUCCGAUCCCACUGGAACCGCGGCGGCCAACCCCGAUGGACUCCCAGUCACAGUCGUCGCAGCGCAGGCAGGCGACGAGUCCACCAAAAAGUCUAGCGAUGAGCCCAGCUCUGUAGCUCAUACUGAGACUAAUGGUAACGAUGUUGCGAAGCCCGCCGACGACCCGAAGCCUUCUGUUCCUGAACCCGAUAAAAAGAACGGCGUCGCCCCUUCGGAAGAGCAGCAGCCUCUCAAUGAGAAUAAAGAAGAGCAUAAAGAAGAAGAACAGGAACAAGCGCCAAAGGACCCCGAAGUCGGAAAAGUCAAGGAGAAGGAGGAUGAAAUUACACCGGCGCAGGCCGAUCAAGGGGAACCUCAAGCCGGCGAAAAGAGAAAGGCAGAUGAGAAAGCUGAUGCAAGUGAACCUACAGACGUCGCGAACGGCAACGAAGUGAAGAAACAGAAGGUCGAGGCCAAUGGUGCUGCCGCCCCCACCAAUGGGGAAAAGAAGAAACCGGGUCGACCAAAGGGCAGCGGAAGUGGCUCGGCUAAGAAGGACAAAAAGAUACCGGCCGUGGGCAGAGCGCAGAGGAGGACUAGGAGUCAAGCAACUACUGAGAACUGA
This is a messenger RNA of Venustampulla echinocandica, 663 nucleotides long. RefSeq lists its product as uncharacterized. The transcript is spliced from 2 exons. The record is from RefSeq and is a predicted model, not a curated record. Bases 1 to 663 code for a protein of 220 amino acids. NCBI's taxonomy places the organism in Eukaryota, Fungi, Ascomycota, Leotiomycetes, Helotiales, Pleuroascaceae.